Paramuricea clavata is the source of this 10130-nucleotide messenger RNA. NCBI's taxonomy places the organism in Eukaryota, Metazoa, Cnidaria, Anthozoa, Malacalcyonacea, Plexauridae. The record is from the annotation of a GenBank genome assembly.
CUCCAAGGAUGGAGAGCUAACUGUGAUAUUCAAGUUGUUAUUGAUCACUAUGCUUGUGUUGAAUAUCUCACAAAAUAUGCAGCUAAAGGUGAGCCAAGAUCACCUAUAUUGAAACAGGCAUUCAAUUCUAUUGUGCAAAAUGUCGACAGUAAUACUGACCCUCAUAGAGUUAUUAAGAAGGUAGUUAUGAAAUCUCUUGGUGAAAGAGAUUAUGCAGCUCAAGAGACAAUGCAUCAUUUGUUGUCAUUAAAAUUCCACAGCUCAUCCUUUAAAGUGAUGCCAGUUAGUCUAAAUGGUUCACGUAGAGUGCGUGAUACUGCAAGUAUUGACGAGGGUGAAUCAUGCACCGAUUAUUCACUUCUUGAUGUGUAUGCUAAUCGUGAACAAUAUGACAGUUCACAAAAUAUAAUAAAUAUGAACUUUGUUCAAUUUGCUACAACUUACAAAGUUGUUAACAAUGAACUGACAAAAUUGCCAGAGAAUAUUAUACCACGAAUAUUUCCAACAUAUUCUCCUAAUCCCAAAGGUCCAAAUUUUGGCCUUUAUUGUAAAUAUCAACUUUUGAGGUAUAAACCGUGGAGAGCAACCCAAAAUAAUGCAUGGGGUGACCAAGAACCAACUGACGAGGUUCUGAUCAAUUGUUGGCAUGAAUUUUUACAAACACCUUAUGGUCAGUCUAAUGUUCCAGACUGGUUUGAUAAAUUACAAGCUGUCAUUGAAAGUCAAGAAGCAGAAGAUGAACCUUCUGAAGAACAGGAGACAACUCGAGAAGAGUGGAUGAUAUUAUCAGACCUCAACACUCCUUUUGACAACUCUGAACAAACACCAGAGUCCACAUAUGACUGGCAACUCGACAGAGCCAAUUAUUCAGAACAACAAAUUCAAGAAAUGCCAACAUGGAUAAAAACAAACAAAGAGGAAUACACUGUUGAUGAGCAAUAUGAUGUUGUUGACAUCAACAGUUUUAGCGAAAUGCAAAAACUUGCUUAUGACAUUGUUAAGUCUCAUUUUGAUGAUACAUCAUCUGAGAAAGAACCAUUAUGUCUCAUUAUAAAUUGUGUUGCAGGAACUGGUAAAAGUUACAUUAUUAAUGCUAUUAGAAAUCUUUUGCAAAGUAAAUGUGCUGUUACUGCUACCACAGGUAAAGCAGCUUAUAACAUUAGAGGUGUAACUGUGCAUUCUCUAUUAAAGUUACCUAUAGGAUCAAGAGGUAAUAAAGACCUCACAGGACAAAGCUUGUGUAGGUUACAAGAGAGUGUUAAUAACAUUGGAUACAUCAUUAUUGAUGAAUACUCCAUGCUUGGCCAAGUUACUUUUGGUUGGAUAGACAAGCGUUGCAAACAAGCAACUGGUUAUAAUGACAAAGUAUUUGGAGGAAGAUCAUUGAUUUUAACUGGUGAUCCAGGUCAAUUGCCACCAGUAGCAGAUAAACCUCUUUACCAUGCUAAACCAUCAAAUGCUGUUGGUGAACAAGGUCAUCAAGCAUAUCAUAUGUUUGAUAAAGUUGUCAAACUCACUGUAAAUCAACGUGUGCAAGGUAUGACAUCUGAGCAAGUACAGUUCAGAGAUUUGUUAUUGCGACUUCGCAAAGGUGACUCAACUGUUGAUGACUGGAAAUUACUUCUGACACGCCAACCAUCAAAUGUCACUAAUUUAUGUGACUUUGAAGAUUCUACUAGACUCUUUUAUAGUAAUGAACAAGUUGGUAAUUACAACCAUGAGCAGCUAACAAAACUUGAGCAUCCAAUUGCUCAUAUUAAUGCGCGUCAUUCAUCUGCAUUGGCCAAAAAGAUAUCCUCAGAUGAUAUGUCUGGGUUAGAACCCGUUGUGUUUCUAGCAAAAGGUGCUAGGGUCAUGUUAACCAUGAAUUUGUGAUCAAGUGUUGGCCUCUGUAAUGGGGCUACUGGCACAGUUGUUGAUAUUAUCUAUCAGGGGCCGGUUGUAUAAAAACGUAAUUAACUCUAACUGUAGUUAGCGUUAAUCACUGUAGUUAAAUCCUUAACUGUAAUUAGUUAACUACAUGACUUAACUGCGUUGCACAAAACGUAGUUAGUCGGAUAGUUAACUAAUCACGUAGUUAACUGUGCGUGGGGCAUGCGUGGGGCGUUUAAACACAAAAUUACAUAAAGUAAGCAGCAAAAAACGACCGCUGACAAACAUUUUCAACAUGAUUGUGGACUCGUAUUUUGCAAAUAGGCGGGAAUUUUAUUCAAAACACUAGAAAAACAAUGAAAAAUAUACAAGAAAACAAGGAAAAACCACCCCAAAAAUCAUAAAAGAAUGCAGUUUUUCCUUGAGAUGCCCACGUUAAACCAAGGUAAUGCUGUUUGGCAAUUAUAUAUCAGUGUUUCUUGGUGUAAUGGACCAUACUUCGUCUUCGAGAAAUCGUCCUGUGCAAAAAUAUGUUCUGUUUUCGUAAAACACCAAAGCGAUAGCGUUUGAAGAGUUUAUAUUGUCAGGAAACAUUCACAGGGAAGAUAGCGAUUGAAAAUCUCAGGUAACCGUUGCUUUUCAUUGUUGUUUUAUUGAAAAAUGUUGUUCACUCCUAUACAAACGCCAUUUUUAACUACGUUUUGGACAGUUAACUAUACCCUAAAGCAUAGUUAACUUUAACUACUUGUUAACUGCAGUUAAGGCUAACUACACUUUUAUACAACCGGCUUAACUACGUGAUUAAAGUUAACUAUUUUUUAAGGCUUUUUAACUACUUUUUAACUGCAGUUAGCGCUAUCUACGUUUUUAUACAACCGGCCCCAGAACAACCAUCAACCUCCUGACUUACCUAUUGCGGUAAUAGUAGAAUAAUGAUUUGUGAAUCUUCACUGCCUUUCUAUUAGUUAUUUAAACCGCCAUAUUGAAAAGCAAUUGAUAAUAUAUAUUAUCAAUUGCUUUUCAAUAUGGCGGCGCUUGCGGCGCGCGACAAAGUUAAGAGGAAUAGGGCGAGUUUUAACACCGAUCGACAUUUAGAACAUUCUACAACAAUUUUUGGGCUGCCUAUGGUAGAAUUUGAAAACUAUAGAGGACCUGUUUUUAAUGAAAACCAACCAUUGUGUAUCCCAAUAAUUCCAAUCACUGUUGCAUCACAGACAGAAAUAGGUUUCCAUGAGAGGCAACAGUUACCUCUUAGGCUUGCUUGGGCUCUAACAAUACACAAGAGCCAAGGACUCACACUUCCAAAAGCAUGGACAGAUAUUGGCAAAUCUGAAAGAACUGCUGGAGUUUGUUAUGUUGCUAUUAGCAGAGUAAAAUCACUUGCCUCUUGUGUCAUUGAACCAAUGACGUAUAACGAUUAACAAGCUUGAAAUCAUCAGCCAACUUACAAUAUAGGCUUGAAGAAGAAAACAGGCUAGAUCAGUUAGCACAGGCUACUAGCAGUGCAUUCAGAACAACAAACUAUAGAGUUUGAAUAAGAAAGGGAUUUCAUAUAUGGAUCCCAGUUAUAGUUUGGUAUGUACUUUGACUAUAUACCCUUUUCAGUAAUUUAAUUUAUUAUAUAAUAACUAAUUUAGUCCUUGUUAUCACUGUAUGUAUGAAAAUAUUAUGAUUUGCAAGACAAAAGAAUGGUAAGUUUUUUUGUUUGUUUAGCCCCUCCCCCUGCCCUACCUUUAUUUUAAUUAAUUUAUGUGCUACUAUGUUUCCACAUAAAUAGCUCAUGCUACCAAUUUUUUUCUAUAGUUCUGCAAUUCUGAUGGAUGUGAAUGCUGCCAUGUUAACUGCUGAAUGAAACCAAAUUGUUGUUACAGCCCAAAUAUAAUAUGGAUAUAUUAUACAUCACGUGAAAAUGGAUGGUAGCUUCUGGAUUAACAGAAAUGUUCAUGUAUUUCUAUUAAAACAAGAAUGCUGAUUUACAAGAUUGUAUGGAUAUAUAUUACAUAUAUUAUAUUACAUCACAUGAAAAUGGAUGGUAACUUCUGGAUUAACAGAAUUGUACAUGUAUUUGAUUUCUAUUAAAACAAGAAUGCUGAUUUACAAGAUUGUAUGGAUAUACUACAUCUAUAAUGCAAUUGGAUGGAAUCUGCCAUGUAUUAAAUUACCAUACUUGUUUCCAAUCUAUACCAUAUGGAUGUCAGGAACAUUGUAUGUCACAAUAUCACAUACCUAUAUAAACACUAACCUGUUUUACAUCAGUAUUGGACAAUAAUGAUGGCCAACAAUGGACACUACCUGUACAUGCUAAAUAAAUACGAAACAUCUACAUAUUGGACAAAAAACCAAUGGUCACACUUGGUUAUCUAAUGGAAAAUACAGUAGACUGUCAUUACUUUGAAAGAAUAUGAAAACUUAACUUACAACAAAGUAGUCAUAUCACGUUUAAAGACAUAUGUUUGUUCUUCCUAAUUGUGUUCUUCUAGACGUUUUGACAAGUGAAGACGGUUUAAAACAUUGGUACCAAUAAUCACAUGUAGUAAUUAUUGCAUAUUGUAAUUUCCAUUUUUUUUUAAACAAAAUAAAUUCAUACAUACAGUGUGAUAAAUGAAUUUUAUUGGCAUAAUCACUCCCCAGGGCUUUGGUCGUAAGGCAGCACUUUCCUUGCGAUAGUAACUUCUAGUAUAUGAAUAGUCUGAAUUUUAAUGUCAGCUGCAGCGAACAUUAAGUAUAAUUUCAUUGACAUUGUACAUGCAUUCAAAAUCCUAUUCUAUUGUUCUCACCUGUUUUUGUGCUUUCUAGCUGUCUUAGGCUUUUCUCGAUUGUGCUAGUAAAACUGGCAUAUUGUGCCACUAGCACAGUAGCAGUGCUCUUUUUUUGUCUACAUUGUGCUAGAAUUAUCUGGAAUUAACAUUUUUGUUAAAUUAAAUUAUGUUAUUCACAAAAUACACUAGAAAGGUCAAAAAUAACUUUUACUGUUAGCGAAAGCAAGUUACUAACUUUUAUAAAAACUGGUAAUUUCUUUACCCUGAACUAUUCUUAACUUAAAAACUUAAUAACACAACAUGAAACCCAAAAGAAAGAGAGCAUUGGCUUUUAAAUUAGUCAAUAUCCAAAUCGCUUCUUAAUAUUCGGAAUAGACUGAAGCUUAAUGUAAAAUAUUUUGUAAAGCAUCAGGUUUUAAAUGAAUCAAAUCUGCAUCGUUAGUCUACAGGGUGUAUCAAAAAAAAGGAGACCUUUAGAAAUCAAGCAUAUUGUUAAAAUUUGAAUGCCAUUUCAAUUGCACAUAUGCUGAACUGUGGUGCGUGAAAUACUGAUGGAGUGCAUCUAUUAGAAAAAGGAGACCUUUAGAAAUCAACCAUUGUUAUAAUUUGAAUCCUGGAGCACUUUGCUAAGCACAUGGUAGAUUGUUCCCAGGAGCAGGCAAUCUUUUGGUUAAACGUUAUUUCAAAUUCUAAAGGUCUCCUUUUUCUAAUAUAUGCAUCCAUCAAUAUUUCACGCAAUACGGUUCAGCAUAUGUGCAAUUGAAAAGGCAUUCAAAUUUUAACAAUGUGCUUGAUUUCUAAAGGUCUCCUUUUUUGAUACACCCUGUAUAGGUGGAUUUUAUCAGGCUCCACUGAGCUCAUUGUCUAUGAAGGGCGCGCUUAAACAAAAUAUCUCAGUAUACAGGGUGUAUAAAAAAAAAACGCAACCUCGGAAUUUCCUACGAAAUCACUUUGCAAUUCUUAAGCAUAAAAGAUUUUAGGCCCCUGGGAAUUGAAAUCGAAUUGCUAAUAGAUCAUAUUACUGUUGUUGUGCAUUAAAUAAAUGCAUAAAUUUUGCUUUAUGCACUCGCGUGUGCAGUAAUUUUGACAGUUAUGCUAUUUUAAAUUCCCAGGCGCCUAAAAUAAUUUGUCUUUAAAACAAUGACGAUUUCUUGGGAAAUUCCGAGGUUGCGCUUUUUUUUAUACACCCUGUAGAAUCCCAUUGUUUGACCUACAUUCCCAUGGGAUGUUAGAGCGUGGUCGGAUUGCAUGAAACCUAAACAUACUGAUCAAUAGUAAACAAUUAUCGGAUGAGGCUGAGCAUGAUAUCAAGAAUUACUCAAACGAGUCAAUGUUAUCUGCCGAAGCGAAGCUGAGGCGGAUAACAUUGACGGCGAGGUCUGAAUAAUUCUUGAUUUCAUGCGCGCGAAAGCCGAAUAAAAUACAAAUUUUGUGACCUCACAUGAAAUUACUCUAUAGAACAUGCGCAUUUGUGAACUGAAGAGUAAAAAUAUAAGACAAUUUGUGAUAACUUGGCUUUGAGUAACAUUCCUCAUCCUACUAAUUUAACUUCCAUAUUAAAUUUUAACUUCCAUAUUAUAGCACUUCCGUUACAGUCGAUAUUAGUUUGAUAAUUAUAUAAAUUCCUUAGCUUGUUUUGGAUUCUUUGCAAAUAAUAAUCGUGGCGCAUUAAAAGGACAGCAACGUCGCUUAUUUUAUUAAUUAAAAAAAUACUUUUUCUAUAGAAUCGCCAUGUGACUCUGAACCAUGUUUUAACGGAGGAAAAUGUUCAAAUGUUGGAGAUUCAUUCGAGUGUAAAUGUCCUUCUGGUUAUAAAGGGAAAAGAUGUCAGGAAAUAGGUCCGACUUCACUUUAUUUUCCACAUUUCUAUUAAUUAAUCGAUUACGGCACCGUAUCUGUUGCACAUUGCUAUUAAUUGAUACCCUUUGUAUUCCUUUAAUCAAAAUUGUGAAAAAAUGUUUUAGUAUCUCCGUGUGAUUCUGGACCAUGUGAAAAUGAAGGUGAAUGUUCAAAUGUUGGAGAUUCAUUCGAGUGUUCAUGUCCUUCUGGUUAUAAAGGAAAAAGAUGUCAGGAAAUAGGUACGAUUACGGCACCAUAUCUGUUGCACAUUUCUAUUAAUUGAUACUCUUUGUAAUCCUUUAUUAACCAAAAUUGUGAAAAUAUGUUUUAGUAUCUCCGUGUGAUUCUGGACCAUGUGAAAAUGGAGGUGAAUGUUCAAAUGUUGGAAAUUCCUUCGAGUGUUCAUGUCCUUCUGGUUAUAAAGGAAAAAGAUGUCAGGAAAUAGGUACGAUUUCAUUUUAUUUCAUUUUAUUUUGCCCAUUUCUAUUAAUUGAUACUCUUUGUAAUCCUUUAUUAACCAAAAUUGUGAAAAUAUGUUUUAGUAUCUCCGUGUGAUUCUGGACCAUGUGAAAAUGAAGGUGAAUGUUCAAAUGUUGGAAAUUCAUUCGAGUGUUCAUGUCCUUCUGGUUAUAAAGGGAAAAGAUGUCAGGAAAUAGGUACGAUUACGGCACCGUAUCUGUUGCACAUUGCUAUUAAUUGAUACCCUUUGUAUUCCUUUAAUCAAAAUUGUGAAAAAAUGUUUUAGUAUCUCCGUGUGAUUCUGGACCAUGUGAAAAUGAAGGUGAAUGUUCAAAUGUUGGAGAUUCAUUCGAGUGUUCAUGUCCUUCUGGUUAUAAAGGAAAAAGAUGUCAGGAAAUAGGUACGAUUACGGCACCGUAUCGCUGUUGCACAUUGCUAUUAAUUGAUACCCUUCGUAAUCCUUUAACCAAAAUUUUGAAAAUAUGUUUUAGUGCCUCCGUGUGAUUCUGGACCAUGUAAAAAUGGAGGUGAAUGUUCAAAUGUUGGAAAUUCCUUCGAGUGUUCAUGUCCUUCGGGUUAUAAAGGGGAAAGAUGUCAGGAAAUAGGUACGACUUCAUUUUAUUUCAUUUUAUUUUGCCCAUUUCUAUUAAUUGAUACUCUUUGUAAUCCUUUAUUAACCAAAAUUGUGAAAAUAUGUUUUAGUAUCUCCGUGUGAUUCUGGACCAUGUGAAAAUGGAGGUGAAUGUUCAAAUGUUGGAAAUUCCUUCGAGUGUUCAUGUCCUUCGGGUUAUAAAGGGGAAAGAUGUCGGGAAAUAGGUACGACUUCAUUUUAUUUCAUUUUAUUUUGCACAUUUCUAUUAAUUAAUACCCUUUGUAAUCCUUAAAGGCACAGUUCAGCCUUUUGAACGAUGCUUUUUAAGGCGCAUUUGAGCCCUUUCAAUUGAAAAAACUAACUAGGAAAAUCACUUAAGCAUAAUUCAAAAUCAGUAAACUUGAUGUUUUUAACAAUAUAAAUAUUUUAAAAUGUUAAAAACAUUAAGUUUGAUGAUCUUGAAUUAUGCUUAAUUGAUUUUCCUAGUUAGUUUUUUCAAUUAAAAGGGCCGAAAUGCGCCUUAAAAACCAUCGUUCAACAGGCUGAACUGUGCCUUUAAACAAAAAUUGUGAAAAAAUGUUUUAGUAUCUGCGUGUGAUUCUGGACCAUGUGAAAAUGGAGGUGAAUGUUCAAAUGUUGGAAAUUCAUUCGAGUGUUCAUGUCCUUCUGGUUAUAAAGGGAAAAGAUGUCAGGAAAUAGGUACGAUUACGGCACCGUAUCUGUUGCACAUUGCUAUUAAUUGAUACCCUUUGUAUUCUUUAAUCAAAAUUGUGAAAAAAUGUUUUAGUAUCUCCGUGUGAUUCUGGGCCAUGUGAAAAUGGAGGUGAAUGUUCAAAUGUUGGAAAUUCCUUCGAGUGUUCAUGUCCUUCUGGUUAUAAAGGAAAAAGAUGUCAGGAAAUAGGUACGACUUCAUUUUAUUUCAUUUUAUUUUGCACAUUUCUAUUAAUUGAUAUUUUUGUAAUCCGUUAUUAACCAAAAUUGUGAAAAUAUGUUUUAGUAUCUCCGUGUGAUUCUGGACCAUGUGAAAAUGAAGGUGAAUGUUCAAAUGUUGGAAAUUCAUUCGAGUGUUCAUGUCCUUCUGGUUAUAAAGGGAAAAGAUGUCAGGAAAUAGGUACGAUUACGGCACCGUAUCUGUUGCACAUUGCUAUUAAUUGAUACCCUUUGUAUUCCUUUAAUCAAAAUUGUGAAAAAAUGUUUUAGUAUCUCCGUGUGAUUCUGGACCAUGUGAAAAUGAAGGUGAAUGUUCAAAUGUUGGAAAUUCAUUCGAGUGUUCAUGUCCUUCUGGUUAUAAAGGGAAAAGAUGUCAGGAAAUAGGUACGAUUACGGCACCGUAUCUGUUGCACAUUGCUAUUAAUUGAUACCCUUUGUAUUCUUUAAUCAAAAUUGUGAAAAAAUGUUUUAGUAUCUCCGUGUGAUUCUGGGCCAUGUGAAAAUGGAGGUGAAUGUUCAAAUGUUGGAAAUUCCUUCGAGUGUUCAUGUCCUUCUGGUUAUAAAGGAAAAAGAUGUCAGGAAAUAGGUACGACUUCAUUUUAUUUCAUUUUAUUUUGCACAUUUCUAUUAAUUGAUAUUUUUGUAAUCCGUUAUUAACCAAAAUUGUGAAAAUAUGUUUUAGUAUCUCCGUGUGAUUCUGGACCAUGUGAAAAUGAAGGUGAAUGUUCAAAUGUUGGAAAUUCAUUCGAGUGUUCAUGUCCUUCUGGUUAUAAAGGGAACAGAUGUCAGGAAAUAGGUACGAUUAUGGCACCGUAUCUGUUGCACAUUGCUAUUAAUUGAUACCCUUUGUAUUCUUUAACCAAAAUUGUGAAAAAAUGUUUUAGUAUCUCCGUGUGAUUCUGGACCAUGUGAAAAUGAAGGUGAAUGUUCAAAUGUUGGAGAUUCAUUCGAGUGUUCAUGUCCUUCUGGUUAUAAAGGAAAAAGAUGUCAGGAAAUAGGUACGAUUACGGCACCGUAUCGCUGUUGCACAUUGCUAUUAAUUGAUACCCUUCGUAAUCCUUUAACCAAAAUUUUGAAAAUAUGUUUUAGUGCCUCCGUGUGAUUCUGGACCAUGUAAAAAUGGAGGUGAAUGUUCAAAUGUUGGAAAUUCCUUCGAGUGUUCAUGUCCUUCGGGUUAUAAAGGGGAAAGAUGUCAGGAAAUAGGUACGACUUCAUUUUAUUUCAUUUUAUUUUGCACAUUUCUAUUAAUUAAUACCCUUUGUAAUCCUUAAAGGCACAGUUCAGCCUUUUGAACGAUGCUUUUUAAGGCGCAUUUGAGCCCUUUUAAUUUGAAAAAACUAACUAGGAAAAUCACUUAAGCAUAAUUCAAAAUCAGUAAACUCGAUGUUUUUAACAAUAUAAAUAUUUUAAAAUGUUAAAAACAUUAAGUUUGAUGAUCUUGAAUUAUGCUUAAUUGAUUUUCCUAGUUAGUUUUUUCAAUUAAAAGGGCCGAAAUGCGCCUUAAAAACCAUCGUUCAACAGGCUGAACUGUGCCUAUAAACAAAAAUUGUGAAAAAAUGUUUUAGUAUCUGCGUGUGAUUCUGGACCAUGUGAAAAUGGAGGUGAAUGUUCAAAUGUUGGAAAUUCAUUCGAGUGUUCAUGUCCUUCUGGUUAUAAAGGGAAAAGAUGUCAGGAAAUAG